UAACGCUUCAAUCUCUUUGUUUUAUUCCCUUAAUUUUACGAGACCCCACUCUCAUUCAUCCUCCUCCAAACCUUCUCUCUCUCUCUCUCUCUCCCUCUCUCUCUCUUUGGGGGUCGAGUUUUCCGGCGCACAUUCGACGACGGAUGGCGGAUUCAGAGAUGGCGCGGACCAAGGAUUUCUUCGCGGCGCCGGCGCUAUCGCUCUCCUUGGCCGGGGUCUUCCGGAACGGCGUGGCGGAGGCGCCCACGGAGGACAGCGUGGAAGAGAACAGCGGCGGCCUCGGCGGCGACGAGGCGGAGAUGAGCAGCGAGAACGCCGGCGCCGACCGCUCCAACGACGACGAAGAUGCCGACGGCGAAGGCGGCGCGAAGAAGAAGAGAAAGAAGUAUCAUAGGCACACGGCCGAGCAGAUUAGAGAGAUGGAAGCGCUUUUCAAGGAAUCUCCCCACCCGGAUGAGAAGCAGAGGCAGCAGCUCAGCAAGCAGCUUGGACUCUCGGCUCGCCAAGUCAAGUUCUGGUUUCAAAAUCGGCGUACACAAAUUAAGGCGAUUCAGGAGCGCCAUGAGAACUCGGUGUUGAAGACAGAGAUGGAGAAGCUCAGAGAGGAGAACCAGUCGAUGAGGGAGGGCAUGAAGAAGGCUGCGUGCCCUAACUGCGGAUACGCGGCCGGGUUGAGAGAUGCUCCCAUCAACACUGAAGAACAGCAGCUGCGUAUUGAGAAUGCAAGGCUCAAGGCCGAGAUCGAGAAACUUCGAGCAGCAGGUGGAAACCUUCCCGGCCGCGCUGCCUCCCCGACGUCGUCAUGCUCCGGCGGCGCUGAUCAGGACAACAGAGGAGCCAUAGAUUAUUGCACCGGCUUCUUUGGCCUGGAGAAGGCGAAGGUGGUGGAGUUGGUGCAUGUGGCAAUGGAAGAGCUUGUGAAGAUGGCGACUGCUGGUGAGCCGCUGUGGGUCCGAAGUGUCGAGACUGGGAGGGACAUACUAAACUACGAUGAGUAUGUCCGGCAGUUCUCACCGGAAACGGCAAAUGACGGUCCCCGGCGGUCAGUGGAAGCAUCUAGAGAGUCUGGCGUCGUUUUCAUGGACGCACCCAAGCUAGUUCAGGCCUUCAUGGAUGUGAAUCAAUGGAAGGAGUUAUUCCCAUGCAUGGUUGCCAAAGCAGCCACAGUUGAGGUCAUCGCCGACGGAGACGAUGGUGGUACAAAGAAUGGCGCCGUACAAUUGAUGUUUGCAGAGCUACAAAUGCUUACACCAAUGGUGCCAACUCGGGAAGUAUACUUUGUGCGUUGCUGUAAGCAGCAGGCAGCGGAUAGCUGGGCCAUUGUUGAUGUGUCCAUAGAUCGAGCCAAUGACAAUGCCGAUGUCAAAUGCCGAAAACGGCCUUCAGGCUGCCUCAUUCAGGACAAGGCUAACGGCCAUUCCAAGAUAACAUGGGUUGAACAUCUGGAGGUGAAGAAGAUGGCAGUUCAUAGCAUGUACAGGACCAUCAUUAACAGUGGGCUGGCCUUCGGUGCAAAGCAUUGGAUGGCAACCUUACAACUUCAAUGUGAGAGGCUUGUUUUCUUCAUGGCAACUAACGUUCCAACCAAGGACUCCAACGGGGUGGCGACACUAGCAGGAAGGAAGAGCACACUGAGGCUGGCGCAGAGGAUGAGCAACAGCUUCUACAAGGCGGUGGGAGCUUCCACCUACCACACUUGGACCAAAGUCACGACCAAGACGGGCGAGGACGUCAGAGUGAGCUCCAGGAAGAACAUCAGCGACCCGGCCGAGCCCGUCGGCGUUAUCGUCUGCGCCGUCUCCUCCGUCUGGCUCCCCGUCUCCCCACUCGCGUUGCUCGAGUUCUUAAGGGACGACACACGAAGAAACGAGUGGGAUAUAAUCUCGAACGGAGGGUCAGUGCAGACCAUAGCCAACAUAGCGAAGGGGCAAGAUCGCGGGAACUCGGUGACACUUCAUGCAACUAAAUCUAACGAUACCACCAUGUGGAUACUCCAAGACACUUGCACCAAUGCUUAUGAAUCGAUGAUCGUCUAUGCUCCUGUGGACAUCACGGGCAUGCAAUCGGUGAUGAACGGCUGCGAUUCGAGCAGCUUGGCCAUAAUGCCAUCUGGGUUCUCCAUCUUACCCGAUGGGCUCGAGAGCAGGGCCCUGGUGAUCACGUCUAAGCGUAACGAGAAGGCAAGCGAAGGAGGGUCGCUGCUGACCAUGGCCUUCCAGAUACUUGCUAACACUUCGCCUACCGCCAAGCUCACCAUGGAGUCCAUGGAAACUGUAAAUACCCUAAUUUCUUGCACUAUUCAAAAGAUAAGGACGAGCCUUCAUUGUGAGGAUGCAUGACAUAAAAAUUCGAAAGUAUGUAGUCAUUAAUUGUUUUUAUUAGUGAUGCAAGUUAUUUAUCAUCA
Molecule: messenger RNA, 2404 nt
Organism: Nymphaea colorata (pocket water lily)
Lineage: Eukaryota; Viridiplantae; Streptophyta; Magnoliopsida; Nymphaeales; Nymphaeaceae
Product: homeobox-leucine zipper protein GLABRA 2
Exons: 11
Coding region: 144-2339 (731 amino acids)
Biological process (GO): regulation of DNA-templated transcription
Molecular function (GO): DNA binding; DNA-binding transcription factor activity, RNA polymerase II-specific; lipid binding
Source: RefSeq, a predicted model, not a curated record